ACUGACUGACAGAAAGCUACACAAGAAACACAGGAGUGAAGAAACGCCUGAACAACAAGAAGACUCAAGACUAAACAGAAGAAAGAUGCUGUGCUCUCAUGGAUUCCCGUCUGCUCUCAGUCCAUUCAUGGACUUCUCCUGGCCUGUACGCAGUCUGUGGCCAGAGGUCAGACCUCUGUUCUACCAGCAGCAUGUCAUGCAGAGAGACCUACAGGAGCUACGCAGCAGCCUGCAGCUGAUGGACAAACUUCAACGGCAGAUCCUUGAGGACACAGAGCCUUUCAGGAGCAGCGUGGCUCUGCAGCCAGUCUCCUACCAGCUGGACAAAGAGGGAGAGCACUUUGGCCUAACCCUGGACACUCAGGGCUUUUCUCCAGAAGAUCUGUCAGUCCGGCAGGUGGGCAGGAAGCUGAGAGUCAGCGGAAAGACAGAGAAGAAACAAGAGGACGGGAAAGGCUCCUACUCUUACAAACUGCAGGAGUUCAGACAGGAGUUUGAUCUGCCUGAAGGGGUGAACCAUGAAGACGUCAGCUGCCACCUUUCUCCAGAUGGAAAGCUCCACAUCCAGGCAGCCAAAGUUCCUUGUAUUGAGGGGACGGAGAGAGAGCUGACUAUCAAGAGGAGCUCAGAGGAGGAACCACAGCAGAGUGUGUGUUCACAGGCAGAAGACAGCAGAGCAGAGACUCAGAACAGAUCAUAGAAAAAACCUCAAAACAUGGACUCACAUGUCGAUGUGCCAAUUGAUAUAUAUUGUACUGUUCUUGAUUGCUGACACUACAAGGUGUAAAGUGUACAAGUAUACAUAUUGAGUCAUUUGUCUUUACUACAUUUUUUUUCUGUUAUAAUGUGAAACUCAAAUAUUUUAGAAGAAUUUGAA
Gambusia affinis (western mosquitofish) is the source of this 877-nucleotide messenger RNA. RefSeq names its product heat shock protein 30-like. The coding region runs from base 86 to 700 and encodes 204 amino acids. The transcript has a single exon. Gene Ontology annotation, biological process: response to heat; protein refolding. Gene Ontology annotation, molecular function: protein folding chaperone. Lineage: Eukaryota; Metazoa; Chordata; Actinopteri; Cyprinodontiformes; Poeciliidae. The record is from RefSeq and is a predicted model, not a curated record.